AUGGCGAUCUCGCAAACACCCCAAGAUUCCCAAAAGAGAAAGAUUAUCAUCUUCUCCGAUUUCGAUGGCACAAUCUUCAUGCAAGACACAGGCCAUGUCCUCGUGGACAGCCUUGGCGGAGGCCAAGCCUACCGCAACAUGCUAGAAAAACAAUUCGAAAGCGGCGAGCGCACAUUCCGCGAGAUCUCCGACGACAUGUGGGGAUCGCUGACCAUCCCCUUCGGUGACGGAUUCGACAUCAUGAAAGACACCCUCAAGAUCGACCCCGGAUUCCAAGAAUUCUACCAAUACUGCCAGAAAGAGGGUUUCCCAUUCAACGUGAUCAGCGCUGGCCUGAAGCCCGUGCUUCAACGUACCCUGGAAAUCUUCCUCGGCGAAAAAGAAGCCGCCAAAAUGAACAUCGUCGCAAACAGCCUGGAAGCCCCCGGCGGCAUCCCCUGGAAACCCGUCUGGCUACACGACUGCGAUACAGGCCUCGACAAAGCCCUAAGCGUGAACGAAGCGCGCAGCCAGGCGCAGCUGGAAUGCCUGCCCGGCGAGAUUCCACUAAUUGUGUUCAUUGGCGAUGGCGUUUCAGACCUCGCGGCCGCCCGUGAGGCGGAUGUGCUCUUUGCGCGCCGCGGUCUGCGUCUCGAGGCACACUGCAAGGAACACAAUAUUCCGUAUACGCCUUUCGAUACGUUUGCGGAUAUCAAGCGCGAAAUUGAGGCUCUUAGCCUUGAGGAUCAGAAGAAGACUGGUGGUCACGGAAAGCCUGUGAGGUAUAACCCUCGCGCUAACAUGUGGCGAAGUCUUUCCAGUAAGGAGGCGGUUCCUACGCUCUUGGCUACGGCUACGCCUUCGGAGGUGGAGAAGAUGGCGCUUUGGCCUGAUUAUUUCUCUCAGCCUAAGGACCAGCCUGAGACUAUCCAAGAAUAG
This is a messenger RNA of Penicillium soppii, 918 nucleotides long. RefSeq lists its product as uncharacterized. The transcript is spliced from 4 exons. The record is from RefSeq and is a predicted model, not a curated record. The coding region runs from base 1 to 918 and encodes 305 amino acids. NCBI's taxonomy places the organism in Eukaryota, Fungi, Ascomycota, Eurotiomycetes, Eurotiales, Aspergillaceae. Gene Ontology annotation, molecular function: phosphatase activity.